AGAUAUGUAUCACCUCCAAUUCUCUUUAUUACUCCUCCCACACCCCAUCCCCUUCAGUCUCCGGCCUCCAUUUUCUCUUCUUUUCUUUUCUUUCUUCUAAACAUAUACGAAUAUACACAUCAAUGGCCAACGGGAAUGAGUGUACGGUAGACAUCCACCGCAUGGACGAGCAAGCGUCGGGACCUGGCGGCGGCGGCGGAAGGCCGGUGUCGGGGUUACGGUGGAUGGCGACGGCGGUGAAGGGGGCGGGGAGCGCCUGCUUUCGCACGCUGACGGGGCCGGCGGCGGGACCGCUCAUCUUCGCGUGCGUGUGCUCGGCGCUGGCCUACGGAACCAAGAGGCGGAGGAAGCCGGACGUGCUCCACCGACCGUUGCCCAUCGCCGCGCUCCACCGAUCGUUGUCCAUCGCCGCGCUCCACGGCGGGGAGGCGGCCUUGGAGAGGAUCCUGGACGCCCAGGAGGCGCGCGUCGACAAGGGGGCGCUCGACACUGCCGCCGAACAAAUGCGGUUGCUGCUCGCAAAGGAGCCCAUGACUAUAAGCUACAAGGAAUUGCACAGAGCUGCAGCAAAACUGGAGAUGAGUGGAAAGGAGGAUGAGGCAAUAAAAAUGUUGGAAAAAGCAGCACAGGAGGCUGACGAAAAGAAGCAGCCUCAUGAAGCACACGAGCUUCAAAUGUUGCUAGUUGAAAUGCUCAUAUACAAGGGAGAGUACAAGAAGGCUCUAGGGUGCAAGUGCCUUGAGGACAAGGUAAUUUCUGAUGCCCGAGGUCCCCUUUAUAAGGCGAUAAUUCACUCCAUAUUGGGUGACAUGGAGAAAGCUAAAGAGUGCUACAAGGAGUUUCAGGACGUUCGCAGCCGCUUCCAUUGGCCUGAGUCUAUUAAGGAGGGAUCUCCACUUUAUGGCAUCGUGCAUGAUUUCGGCAAAUUUGAGAAGGUCGUUGGCAAUCUAAAGAAAGAGAUCGAUCAUGCUAAGACCAUGCCUAAAUAAAAUAAAGAGGGGAUGGUGCAAAAGGGAGGUUGUUAUAUAUUAAUAAUUUGUGUGAAACUAUAUUCUUUAAUUUUAUGAGAUUUGGGCUAUUUAUCCUGCAUUAA
Phoenix dactylifera (date palm) is the source of this 1093-nucleotide messenger RNA. RefSeq lists its product as uncharacterized. The record is from RefSeq and is a predicted model, not a curated record. Lineage: Eukaryota; Viridiplantae; Streptophyta; Magnoliopsida; Arecales; Arecaceae. Gene Ontology annotation, molecular function: protein binding.